Pungitius pungitius (ninespine stickleback) is the source of this 5490-nucleotide messenger RNA. RefSeq names its product AT-rich interactive domain-containing protein 3B-like. NCBI's taxonomy places the organism in Eukaryota, Metazoa, Chordata, Actinopteri, Perciformes, Gasterosteidae. The record is from RefSeq and is a predicted model, not a curated record. Gene Ontology annotation, biological process: regulation of transcription by RNA polymerase II. Gene Ontology annotation, molecular function: DNA binding. The coding region runs from base 508 to 2325 and encodes 605 amino acids. The transcript has 9 exons. Gene Ontology annotation, cellular component: nucleus.
UUUAAGUAACGUAUACCUACAUCUACUGAUCCAGCCUGCUAAAUGCUACAUUGUAAAGGUAGAUAUGAAUAAAUUAUAGGUGAAUAGACCGGACAGAGAGGGUCAUGGUGCCGAAGAGCCAGUGAGACAUGUUGCUGUCGCUGGGCGGGCCUAAUGCCGCUGUGCGCCACGCGGGGGGUGUCAAUGGAAGGGGAGGAAGAAAAAAGAAAAACGACUGAAGGGAGUUACCUUUAGCGCUCUGCGAGAUAUGAGAUCGGGCCAUUUUCCAGGCGGUCCCCUGUCCCAUUAAAGAAGAAAAUCACUGGGGGGGGAAAAGACCCAAAACGCAGAGACCCAAAACGCAGGUAGAGAGCGAAGAGCGCUUUUCCGCCGGCGGGUCAGUCGGUUUGUACGGCGCGUGCACAGCCUCUCUGCCCCGCGCGCGUUCGCGUGUUUACAAGCGAGUGCCACAAACGAGUAAAGGACGACAAAAGACAAGGAAGGAAGGAAGGAAGGAAGGUAGGAGGGAUGGUGGACAACUCGAGCGGCAGUAAGGCACAUAUGCCCAGCAUGUCUCAGGAUCCUGGUGUUGCCUUUCCUCAGAGCACCUCUACAGGGGGGAUGAAGCUGGAGGCGGUAAUGGAGCAGCUCCAGCGCCAGCAGCAGGCCCGACUGGAAAUGGAGCGCAAGGAGAGGAAGCUGCGAGAGGCCCACAUCAUGUAUGCGCAGCAGGUUGCCGCCCAGCAGGCCAUCCUGGCGGCUGCCCGGGCGUCUGGGGCCAGCUUCAUGGGCAAAGGCCUGGCUGGGGUGGUCCCUGGUGUCGGGUUGCCUCCUAGGGUCUCCAAUCAGAGCAGUGUGGACUCUGAAAGGGAGGACGACGAGGACAGAGGCCGGGAUUCUGGGGACGACGACGACGACAAUGAGAUGAUGGAGGGGGACGAGGGCAGCGACGAGGAUGAGGGAAGCGGUUUGGAGUUCCUCCGCAAGCAGACCCUGGCACUGCAGCAGAGCGCGUCCCGCAUCCCGGCCCGGCCGUAUGGCAGUUACUCUGCGUCAGCGCCCCAGAGGGCUGCGUCCCCACCCAUCAGAGUGAAGCAGGAACCCGACGAGGGCCUGUCUCCAGCGGGGCCUCGCUCUGCUACCUCUCCAAACGGACAGGCCGAUUGGGGCUUUGAUGAUCACUUCAGACAGAAUGGGAGUGCAGCCUGGGCGGAUGACGCCGACGGUAGCAGAGGGAGAGGAGAGGCCUCCAGAGACUUUGCUAAGCUGUAUGAACUGGACAGUGACCCUAAAAGGAAGGAGUUUUUGGAUGACCUCUUCACUUUCAUGCAGAAAAGAGGAACCCCAGUCAAUCGUAUCCCCAUCAUGGCCAAGCAGGUCCUGGAUCUGUACAUGCUGUACAAGCUAGUGACGGAGAAGGGAGGCCUUGUGGAGGUUAUCAAUAAGAAGAUCUGGAGAGAAAUUACAAAGGGACUCAACCUGCCGACCUCCAUCACCAGCGCCGCUUUCACCCUGCGCACACAGUACAUGAAAUACCUGUACCCCUAUGAGUGCGAGAGGAAAGGCCUCAGCUCGCCCGGCGAGCUCCAGGCCGCCAUCGACAGUAACCGACGCGAGGGCCGUCGUCCUAGCUACAGCAGCAGCCUCUUCCGCUUCUCCCCCUCCCCCAGCACGGCUCCCCACAUCCUGUCGCCCCCCAAGAUGCACCUUUCGGCUCUGGGGGCCGGGGCCUCGGGGGUCCUCAAUGGCCUGCAGGGUUCACCGGGACACUCUCUGAAGAAAGAAGACCUGACCCCCUCUAUCAUGGCAGCGAGACCCUCCAUGGCACUGGCCCUGGGCAACCAGCAGGUGGCGGGUUUGGCGCGGGCCGCCACGCUGGAGCAGCUCAGAGAAAAGCUGGAGACCGGAGGAGGAGGAGAGGGCCCAGAGAGGAAGAUGGCCCGCCUGGCUGAGGAGCAGCAGCGCCUCAUGCAGCAGGCUUUCCAACACAACCUGCUGGCCAUGGCGUCCCAAAUGCCCAUGAACAUGCGGCUGGGAGCCCCCACCAUCACCACCCGAGAUGAGAAGCAGCAGGACAUGUCUCUGAGCAUCUCAACCAAUGGAAAUGCCAGCAUCACUGUCUCAGUGGAAGUCAAUGGCACCAUCUACUCAGGAACCCUGUUUGCCCAGAAGUCCGGUGGGGCCCCGGCUGCUGCUGCCGCUGCUUCUUCGGCCCCCUCUGCUGGAGCCAGCACUAGCUACAGCUUCUCGGCUCCGCUGGGUCAGACCCCCAGCCCCACGUCCUCCUCCUCCUCCUCCUCCAAGGGCCCCGGCUCCGCUGAGGCGGCCCCCAGCGGGUCCCCCUAACGUGGUAGCGGCCCUUUGUCCCAGGCCUCUCUUCCACCGGGAGGCCCAGCAAGAAACAGUACAGAAUAACAAACUGUUGCACAACAAAUACCUCAUCGACCCCGUCAACCUCCGGGCACCAAUCAUGAACACAGAGCCCCAGGAUCCUCUACGACGACACGUGCCCAACCGCACAGCUAUGCAUUUUACUCUGCACACAGACACGCACUACACUACAAACACUCACGAUUCUACACACACACACACACACACACACACACGCAUACACGGGUUAAUCCUGAUGUAAAUGCUAAACACAAUCAGCUCAGCCAAACCUCACUGACUGGUGUAGUCACAACUGAACUUGAAACAUUUUAUCUUUUAACAUUUUGUUUGUUUGUUGCCAUUUUGUCAUUUUUUGGGGAUUUUGUGUUUUUAGGAUUAUUGUUUUUAGUUUUUCUCUUAUUACAUACCUCAAAUCAAGUAACCUGCAGUGGUAUCUUUACCUCAGGAGCUGUAGUAUAUUUAACCUGAAUCAACUUUAUUUUUAUAUUUUUUUUUAUUUUUAUUUUGUGUGUGUGUGACCUAGUUGCAAUCAGGGGAAGUCUGGUAACUCUGCUCAGUGGAACCUCACAUACAGAGCCCCCACCUCACAGUGGCAGCCCACCCCCACCCCACCCAGGACACUCGGAUUCCCCCAACACGCUGUGGACUCAAAACGAGAUGCUGUGGAUCAGCACGUACCGUACCUCACCUCAGAUCACGUCCACUCGCUGUAUUCACACACCUCCCGGAGUGGACCGUACGCUCUCUCACAACCAUUCGCUGUCACAACACUCGACUCACUGCAGACCCGCACAAACUAUCUAUGAAGGCGUGGUUCACGCAGUUGGGGGGGCCGAGCGGAGCUCCGUUCUCCACCCGGCUCCUGUCUCUUUGUUGGAGGUGGUGCAGAAACAGGUGUGAGCUUGCUGCCCCCCCCCCCCAGCAGACAUCAAUGCUUUGUUCCUCAGGCGUCACACGGGCCUCUCUGCCCUGCAGGGCGUCUCUCUCAGGAAGCAACGUGACAUCUGCAAAGAACCGCCGCUGAAGAAGAGGAAGGGAUUCGACACCUGAAGAACGCACAAAUCUACGCAACAGUUCCAGAAUACCUCAUCAGACUUUCCCCAAGGAGAGCUACACUACAUACCUCAAACGGCUGCAAAGCCGUCAAGACGCGACGCCACGAUCCCUCCCCCCAUGAUGGAAAUCAUACCCGACCUGGAACGGACGCCAAUGAACUGACACACUGCUGCUGCCGGAACUGAGAUGGAUUCUCUCUCUCUCUCCUCCUUGUUUUAUGCUUGCUUCGGUUUCUUUCUUUCUUUUCUCGUUUUAUUUUUAUUUUGGUUCCUCAAGCUGUCUGAGAAGAGUGAUCUGCAUUUGGUUUUUCAGGGAAGAGGAAAAUAAUAGUUAGUUCCUCGCGAACACGUGUAGAUCCGUAGUCUUGAGGUCCCGGCGGGUCAAAGCAGAAAAGGAAGACGAUACAAUCAACCAUCUUAAACUCAACUGCAAAUUCCUGAAUCGCAGUUAACGAGUUGUCCCCCCCCACCCCCACAGGGGCAAAAUGAUACGCAUGUGUACAAUCUUGUGACCAGCGUUUAAAGACCUGGAUGUCCUGGUUCACGUAAGCCUCUGGUUUUUGCACAGCUAGACACCAAAGACAUCCAUCCCCGUUCUGGCCUUCAGAAGCAAACGCAACAUGGUGGGACUCGAGAGUAAAUCAGUACAUUUGUAACCAGCUUUAAAGCCUCAAUCUGGUUACAUUACAUUAUGAUCUCUAGGGGUGUUUUAUUGUUUUUUAUUGAACGCACCCUCCGGAGUGGACGCAUGGCCUCGCCAUGAGCCUGUUAUUAAACUUGAUUUAUGCCUCCAAUUGUUCCAAAAGGCAUUCUUCUCUUUUAUGACGAAGGGAUGACAAAGACCCUUCUGGCUUCAUCUGUGUUGAAUAUGAGGCAUUUUAACUGUUGGAAACCUCUUGAAGCCCAGAGUGAAGCGAGGUGGGCCACCUUGUUGCUUUACUAGACUCCACUGUAGCCGUUACGUGUCGGCUUUUGCAGAUGGUUUGCGGUGCAGAGCUCAGUUUUGGUUUUGAGGUUGGCCUUUUUGGGGAAUGCUUCAGAACUGACACUUGACUGUAUUUUAUUCAAAUUCAUGAGAGCUGCAGACGCUGCCUUAAAGUAGUUGCUGGGGAGAUCCUGCCGGUGCAGCUUUCUCUUGUCGACCACCCGGGGAAAGUGUCUUUCUCUGCGAGAUUAAUCCCUCGGAGAGUAAUCACUUUUUUAUUUUGGCGAACACUUCAAUCAGACGUUCAAACACCAGUUGUAUCGACUUUGUUUGGAUAUUUAUUUGUGCAUUUUUGUUUUCAGUGACCGCUCUGCUUAAUCCUUUAGGCCGUGUUACUCAAACCUUUCAUUGUUUGUUUCAUCUGCUUAGUCUAAGCAUUGGCUGUUGGUGUGUGUGUGUGUGUGUGUGAGCAGUUUCAUUAUAUUCAGUACAUGGUCCCUGUUCUGCAUGGCACACACUUGUAAUUGCGGCAGGUAUCUGCAGGUGGCACCACUGUAUCAAUGUAGAAAGUACUGGUUAAUCAUUCACUUCUUCUCUCCCUGCUUCACAAGGUGCGUGUGUGUGCGUGCGUGCGCGUGUGCGUGUGCGCGCGUGUGUGUCCGCCCCUACCUCGUCAUACCUCAGGGCAGUGGGCUGCAGUCUGUUCCAUUCGACUGAAGCUGCGUUGGGACGAGUGCUGCGGUCACUUCGCUGAAUGCAACAACUUUAUUUUUUGGGGGGGGGGUUGCAUUUUUUGGAGAUUUGCAUCGUCAGUAACUAAGUAACUAGGCGAGGUCUCGUCACUCAGGAAGCUGUGAAGUUGGAAGUCUGCAGAACCUUUUGUCUCAGAUGAUUUUGGAUUUAAUUCAGUUUAAAAAAACCUAACUUGAUCUGUGUAAAAGCAGGCGCAUAUGCAAGUGGUUAUUGAAUACCUCAUUUAUCAAUUUUAUGUUUUUGGCUUGUACAAUGCUCCGUAUAUUAAUUCAACUGUGGGGUUUGUGCAUAUUUUUGUACUGUUAUUAUUAUUGACAUGGUAAUGAUAUUACUGAUAUUAUAGUUUUCUCUGAUUAAAGCAAACAAAAAAAAGAUAUGACAAACACA